Messenger RNA from Sphaeramia orbicularis (orbiculate cardinalfish), 820 nucleotides. RefSeq names its product allograft inflammatory factor 1-like. Gene Ontology annotation, biological process: ruffle assembly; actin filament bundle assembly. The record is from RefSeq and is a predicted model, not a curated record. Gene Ontology annotation, molecular function: actin filament binding; calcium ion binding. The transcript has 6 exons. Lineage: Eukaryota; Metazoa; Chordata; Actinopteri; Kurtiformes; Apogonidae. Bases 99 to 542 code for a protein of 147 amino acids. Gene Ontology annotation, cellular component: ruffle membrane; actin filament.
UUUCACCACACUUCCUCUUCUGGUUCAAUUUAAAGAAACGCCAUCAGAGUUCACACACUCAGUCCUAUUUCCACUAUUCAACUAAACUCUUCACAGAAAUGGGUGACAAAGCUCAAGGCGGUAAAGCAUUUGGUCUCCUCAAGUCUCAUCAGGAAGAAAAACUGAACUCUAUCAAUGAGCUUUUUCUCUCAGAUCCCCAAUAUGCAGAAGAGGAAGAUCUUGCUUCAAAGCUUGAACUGUUUAAAAAGAAAUACAUGGAGUUUGACCUUAAUGACAAAGGAGACAUAGACAUAAUGGGUUUGAAACGGAUGCUUGAGAAACUGGGGUUGGCCAAGACUCACUUAGAGCUGAAAAAGAUGAUGUCUGAGGUGGUUGGAGGGUCAUCGAAAGACACGAUCAGCUACACUGACUUCCUGAAUAUGAUGCUGGGGAAAAGAAAUGCAAUUCUAAAAUUGAUCUUAAUGUUUGAAGGCAUGGGAAAGGAGCAGGAGCAGAAAGAAACCGGACCACCUCGACGCAAAACCUUCUCAGACCUGCCCUGACAGAGCACUUCACUCCAUCUGUCACUGAGUUUUACUGGAAUGAAACAUCACUUUAAUAUUUCACACAAUACAUGCCCUUAUUAAGCAUUUAGACAUAUUAUAAAAUGAAAAAAUAUGAUGAAAUGCUGUGAGUCAACAUAGAAAUUUCCUAAAUCAUGUAAGACACUAUUAUGCCACAACAAAAUGAAUGGUGUAUUUAUUUGAGCUUAUCAUUAAGUCCCACGCACACAAACUAUGUACGGUUUUAAUGGUUGGUCUUUAAUUAAAUUUGGACUGUG